Molecule: messenger RNA, 1828 nt
Organism: Spodoptera exigua (beet armyworm)
Lineage: Eukaryota; Metazoa; Arthropoda; Insecta; Lepidoptera; Noctuidae
Source: the annotation of a GenBank genome assembly
AUUUAUAUAUCAAACAACAUGGCCAGUGGCGGUUUUCGUCUUCGUUUUGGUGAAAAUCAUUCUGUUCAAGAAGAUCGUAACAGCACAACAGAGUCUCCAUCACGACGUACAACUAGGAUAAGGGCCAAACCAAAGAAGUAUGGUGAUUUCCUAGAUGACUCUCCUGUAAAGCGAAGGACUUACAAAGAUAUAAGCUCCUCUGAAGAAGACAGUGAAAUAACCGAUGAAGCUGUUUUACCAAAACCCACAGCGCUAUUUACUGAAGAUGAUGUCGAAGGCCAGGACAUGUUCAAGUUUAAAUCACGUCACACAAAGCAGGAUUUACAAAACAGAGUGAAGACAGCUAUUUAUUCUCCAAAAACUGUUGAUUCACCAAUGAAAACUCCAAAGAAACUCCAGUCUUUCAUUAAAGUGGCACAGGAAACACCCAAACAGGUUAAGGAGAUAAUGAGAAAAAGAAUCUGUAAUGAAGUGGACUCUGAUAGUGCUGACAGUGAUUUUUCUGGCAGCAGCAGUGACUUUGUUCCUGACCCUAGUGACCAUGAUGAGACUGAUUCAAGUUCAUCAGAAGAGGCAUCAUCUGAUGAAGUAGAACAACCAAAGAAAGUAGUGGGUAAAGCUGUUAAAGGCAGAGACAACAAGACUAAAGUUAAGGAUUCGGAAUAUUAUGUCACCCCUGACAAUUACUUCAUUAUGCACUCCAGCAAAAAAAUUGCUACUUCCGACCAUACUUUGGCAAGACUGAAAAACUUAAACAUCGAUGAGAAUAAUGUUGAUGAUAUUCAAAUAUCAGUGGAACAUAAAGAAAUUAUAAAAGAACUGAAUCAUUCCUAUACACAACUAUUUAAUAAGUGGCUAUAUGUGUUAAGUGAAAAUUUCAAUAUCAUACUUUAUGGAGUUGGUUCUAAGCGCUCAGUGCUCCAACAGUUCCAAAAACAGAAACUUAAAGACUUUCCAUGUAUUGUUGUUAAUGGCUUCUUCCCUAGUUUAACAAUUAAGAGUAUUUUGGAAACGAUUGUAAUCGAUCUCUUGGAAAACACCAAUGUUCCUUCAAAUAUAGGAGAUGUUGUGAAUCUAAUUGAUACUCAGUUGAAGGAAAAUGGCGUUAACUUGUUUCUAAUAAUACAUAACAUAGACGGCACUAUGUUGCGAAAUGCAAAAGCUCAAUCUACAUUGGCAAGUAUAUCGCAAAUCAGAAAUGUUCAUACGAUUGCCACUAUUGACCACAUUAAUGCUCCUUUACUAUGGGAUCACACAAAACUGAGUAAAUUCAAAUUUACAUGGUGGGAUGUGACAACAUUUGUUCCUUACUCUGAGGAGACUUCUUACGAGAACUCCUUGAUGUCGCAUCGCAGCGUUGCUUUACAGCUGUCUUCAUUGAAAAGUGUAUAUCAGUCACUUACUACAAAUGCUAAAGGAAUAUUCAAAAUUAUUAUAGAAUAUCAAUUAGAAAAUCAGAAACAAAAUUAUCAAGGACUGCCAUUCAAAGAUUUGUAUUCCAAAUGCCGAGAACAAUUUUUGGUGAGUUCCGAUCUUGCAUUACGCGCUCAACUCACUGAAUUUUUGGAUCACAAAUUGAUAAAAAUGAAACGCACAUACGACGGAAGUGAAAAUUUGGUAAUACCCAUUGAUGUUACAUUACUGCAACAGUUUUUAGAUCAACAAACUAGUUGACAAAUAUGUGUAUGAUCUACCUUAUCAGUGUGUGAUGAUUUUAAAUAAAUUUGUAAGUGAUGUAUGUUUCACUCAUUUCAUUUCCUCCCAUCUGUAAAAUAAUGGGCAGGUAGGUAAAUGAAACAAAAAAAUAUAUUUAGCUUUUAUUUUACAA